AUGAAGACUCUUCGCUCUCAAAUGAACGACGUGGAAGAUCAAGCAGCGAAGAUCUCAGUUGAAGAGCAGACUCACAUCACUACCAUUCAAGCAUUGGAGAAAGACCUCGCUUCUGCAAAAUCUGAAACAAAGCGACUCAAAGAAGAUACUGAGCGGAUGGUGAAGGCUAAGGGGGAGAUAAGCUCACAGAUAUUGGAAAAGCAGAGAAAGAUUGCCUCUAUGGACUCUGAUUCAUCCACUCUCGCUCAGACAUUGGAGCUUAUUCAACGUGAAAGAGACAGUUUAUCUGCCAGACUUCUAGAGAAAAGGUUAUUGAGUGCACAAAUUUCUGUGAUUGUUAAAGCUCAUGUAACAAUACUGAUUGAAAAUUUUGAUGCGUUUACUGCAACAGGGCUUACUAUACAAAGGUUGCAGAUGAUAUUAAUUCCAAACUACAGGAACAACAGGAAUGGGUCAACAUACACAGAAUUAGUGGAGAAAUGGGAGAGCAUGGAUUGGGGCUAUAUUUUGCCAAGCUACCUUGGCUUUGGUUUUUUCUUAGCUUCUUCAGAUGAUCUUCUUCAUGGGAAGUGCACCAUUGAUAAUCACCUCAUUGUGGAUAAUCUGGGGAAUGAUGCAGAAAAGAACCUAAUCGCCAAGCUGGAGUCAGCCAAAACCAAGCUUGUUGAAAUUGCACAAAUGAAAUCCGAACUUGUUUCAGAGAACAACAAGUGGAGCGAAUUUUCAUCGGUCAUGGUUGCCUUAUUCCAGAUGAAGCAGUCUAUUGAGCAGCUGAAAUGCAGUGCCAAAGAUUUUAAGACAGAGCUCUUGGAAAUGGACAUUAAGACCUUGGAAGAAGAAUACAAAGCUCUUUUGUCAGAUAAAGUUGGACAAAUUGAGUAUUUACAAUCUCUGCAAAAGCAAAUUAAGCAACUUAAGGCUCUCAUACUACUUGAUGAAAUGGUUGUGAAAGAAGUGGCCAAAGCUGGGGUUUCAUUGGGAAGGACAAAUGAUGGGUAA
Molecule: messenger RNA, 999 nt
Organism: Dovyalis caffra
Lineage: Eukaryota; Viridiplantae; Streptophyta; Magnoliopsida; Malpighiales; Salicaceae
Source: the annotation of a GenBank genome assembly